AUGUGGUUUCGGAUCGAAGCCCUAGGCGAAGCGGAGAUGGUGCAAGCCAUGUCUUCGCGCCGGCGAUCGAAGGAAAAGACCACGGUCUCGCAGGCCAUGUCCAAGUCGCCUAUUUGUGUGCCUUCCGUGGAUCUCACACCGCCUCCGAAGGAAGAAGCACCGCCCUCCGACCUUUGCCAGGUCGAGACCCCACCGCCGGUUCCGCUGCCCUUUGCUUCCUUGCAGAUGGCUGAGGCCGAUGGCUGUGGCGGCCUUGCAACGGAUGGCGUCCGAGGCAGCUCGGUGGCGUCCCGCCCAAUGGCGAUCGUGACGGUCCAAAGCAUGGCCGGGGCAACGAUGCUGGCGCCCUUGGCGAUCGAACAAGGAGUCGCCGAGUUGAAGCGGCACUUGAGGGCCUUGCCACAAUGCGCUGAAGGGGAUUUGAGCCUCCUCCUCGAGGGCGAAGUCCUCACCGCGGCGUCGCCGCUGAGCGGUGGCAGUUGGGAGGAUCCCUUGCUGAUCACCGCCUUGGUCACGGAGCAGACCUACCAGGUCGUGGCUUGGGGUCAGCACACUCUCUCCGCCUCCUGGAGGAGGGUGUCUCCGCAGCUGACUUCUGGCGUGCUCAGUGUGACCUCCGGGAUGGGCAACGCCUUUGCGGCGCGGAAAUCGGGUGGCCAGGUCGUUCCUGGGCGUUGA
Messenger RNA from Durusdinium trenchii, 678 nucleotides. Lineage: Eukaryota; Dinophyceae; Suessiales; Symbiodiniaceae. The record is from the annotation of a GenBank genome assembly.